CGGCGAGCUCAGUCUAGCCGCAAAAGUCCAGCAAGUCAGUCCCAAGGAGGAGGAGAGAGGCAGAGAGAGCGCGGUUUCUCCAAUAACCGAUUUUCGAUUGAUUUUUUGAUUUUUUUGAUUUUUAAAUUCAAACUCAAAACUAGUCACAAAAGCAAAACAAAAUCAAGUAAAAUCGAACUAAAUAAUAAAAAAAAAAACUAUCCAAGAUGUCGCAGCCACUCAAGUUUUACUUUGAUUUCCUCAAUCAAUCGAGCCGGGCCCUGUAUAUCCUGCUGGAGGCCUCCAAGAUACCCUUCGAGGCCAUACCCAUCUCGAUGCUCAAAGGCGAACACUUGACCGGUGAGUUCCGUGAUAAUGUUAACCGGUUCCGCAAGCUGCCGGCCAUCACGGAUCAUGGCUAUCAGCUGUCAGAGAAUGUGGCCAUCUUCCGGCAUUUGGCACGCGAGAAGCUAGUGCCAGAGCACUGGUAUCCCCGUCGCCAACUGGGACGCAGCCGGAUCGAUGAGUACUUGGCCUGGCAGCAGACCAAUAUGGGUGUGGCCACCACGGAGUAUUUCCAGCAAAAGUGGCUGGUGCCCUACCUGCAGAAGACGCGACCAGCGGAUAAUGCGGUGAAUCUCGCUAGCAAACAGCUGGAGCACACACUCAAUGAUUUCGAGCAGCUGUUCCUCAACUCCCGAAAGUUCAUGCUGGGCGACAAUAUCUCCUAUGCGGAUCUCAGUGCCAUUUGCGAAAUAGAUCAGCCCAAAUCCAUUGGCUACAACACCUUCCAGAAUCGCAAUAAGCUGGCCCGCUGGUACGAGACGGUCCGCGAGGAGCUGGGUCCCCACUACAAGGAGGUGCUCGAUGAGUUCGAGACCAAGCUCAAGGGCAGCGGCAGUGGGCAGCAGGGCGUGGCCCAGGCGGUCAAGCAAUAGCCAAGGGCUCCCCAAUCCCUGGGCCCCGUCCACAAAUCUUAUCGAUCGAUUACCAGUCCUGUUUUUUUUUUUGUUUGUCCUCUUAUAACUCUAAUAUAUUUUAUAUAUCUAAUAUAAACUCUUUGUAAUUAUAAUUGUUUUUUCAAUUAGUUUUAACCUUCUGCUAACCCUUCUGAACCAUCUUUCCUAUCUAUCUUAUCUCUUUUUUUAUUAUUUUGUGUAGCUUUUAACUAUGAUUAUUUAUCAAAUUAUUUGUGAAAUUGCUUAUUUUCCCUUCUUCUAAUAUAUAUUAGUACUUAUGCAUUCUAGUACUUAGUUGUUAAUUAUAUGUAUCUCUUAAUUAAACGUAUAUAAAGUGAUGAUUGUUAAAGAAA
Drosophila kikkawai is the source of this 1291-nucleotide messenger RNA. RefSeq names its product Glutathione S transferase T4 (gene GstT4). Gene Ontology annotation, cellular component: cytoplasm. The record is from RefSeq and is a predicted model, not a curated record. Lineage: Eukaryota; Metazoa; Arthropoda; Insecta; Diptera; Drosophilidae.